UUGCUUUAUUUUCUAAGCAAAUUUUUUAAUACCAUUCAUGAAAUUAUUAUGAGAAAUGAUACUCAAAGUCAGCUGAAUGGAAGCUGACCGCUUUAACUUCGGAGGAAUAACUCGAUCAUUUUAAAACAUUUUUAGCUUUGCUAAGAGCUCACGUGCUCUUAAGAUUGGACGAGAGUGUGGGAAAAAAGGGAAGUUCGUGCGAUUGCCCGGAUGAGAUAUAAAAUGACCAUACAUAGUUUGGAAUUAGAGGCAGUUUCGAAUGCCAAGAUUCAUUUAUAUGAGUCAUUCCAUUCAUUCGAAAGGGAGAGACGAAAGAAGAAACUAAUAGUUUGAUACGAACAGAGUUCUUUGAACAUAAACAUAUUCCUGCUAUCUGUUGCGAAAUCAGAAGAAUCUAAUCUCUCCAAAAGCUGUCAUUAGCACUUUUGGGCCCUGAAAUUCGGUUCAUGGAAUAGUUGCUUAUUUAAAGAACUGAAAAGAUAUUCAUCACAAACAAUUGCAACAUGUGUUUAAAACUUCCACUUACAUUUUUGCCAAGCUUGAAAUUAGAACUUCAUUUAUCUUAGUGAAAUAUGAAUUAAUAUAUAUGAUGAAGCCGCACAUUAUAACACCAUAUUAUCACUGGAGUGAUUUGAAUUUAGUUAUGAGCAUCCAGAAUGAGGUACUAUCUCGGUAAUUAAACUUUUCAUAUAUCAUUCUUAAUGGUACCAACCACGCAAGCAAUUUUUUCAGCAUGGCAUGCAACUGGAUCAAUCAAAAGCUAAAUAUGUCAGAAAAAUAUUGCAUUCUGAAAAAUCUUCUCUCUUUAGCAUUUGGUCAUUUCCUAGUGAUGACAGCUUUUGAUUCUUUGAGUAACUUACAGAGUACAGUAAAUGAAAAAGAAGGUAUAGGCGUGGCUUCUCAAGCAACUAUUUAUGCUUUUUUCACCUUAUCUGCUUUCUUUUUGCCACCAUACCUCAUAAAGAGAUUUGGAUGCAAAAAAACUUUAGUUAUAUCAAUUUUCAGUGUUGCUCCAUAUGUUGCAGCAAACAUGUAUCCUUGUUGGGGAACACUUAUACCAACGGCUAUGCUUACUGGAAUGGCCUAUGGACCAUACUGGACUGCUAGAAGCACAUAUAUAAAUGAACUUUGUUACAACUACUCCACUUUCUCACAUGCCUCAAUAAGCGUGAUCAGUGCUUGGUUUUUUGGAAUAUUUUCUUUUUUCCACGAAAAUGCAGAAAUCUGUGGAAAUUUAAUAUCGUACUAUGUCUUGAGCAAUCAGUAUAUAGAAGGAAAAUUUAUGAAUAAUGAAACACUACAUUCAAAUAGUGAAACGAAAUAUAUAUACGAUGGAAUAGAAUACGGAAAUGAGGAAGUAAAGAAAACAAAUAACAUCACAAACGAUAUCUCCAACAAAACUAUUUUUCAGUGUGGUGCCACUUUCUGCGGAGAAAUUCUCGAAGUUGCAACAAAUCCUAACUUACAACCUCCUUCGGAUGCAAAAUGGUACACACUUACAGCUAUCUAUUUCACUUUAGUCAUUGUUGCAGCUCUUGUUGUCAUAUUUAUAGUUGAUUCUUUGGACGAGAAGAACAAUAAAUCAAAACAUCCUCUUAUUCUGUUCGCAACUUUUAAACAAAUGAAGAAUACAAAUCAAAUAUUGCUGAUACCUUUGGCUUUCUACUGUGGAUUGGCAGAUGGUUUCUAUAACAGUGACUUUACUAGGGCAUUUAUAGCAUGUGCUUGGGGAAUAUCUCAAGUUGGCUAUGUGACAAUUUGUUAUGGGGUAGUCUGCGCUGUCACGGACUGUUCUGUGGGCUCUCUCGUAAAGUAUCUCAGAAGACCAACAGUUUUCAUUAUCGCUGCCAUCUCGCACUUUGCAGUUUUCACUUCACUUCUAGUGUGGGCACCUGGACCUGAUAAUUUUAUGUUUUAUUAUGCUCUUGCUGGAAUUUAUGGCAUUGGUGCCAGCGUAUGGUGGUCGCAAAUAACAGCAUUCUAUGGAAUUAUAUUUGCUGAAAAUGCUGAUGCAGCAUUUUCAACUUUCUACUUCUGGUGCUCAUUAGGAUUCACAGUGGCAUUUGCUUACAGUGAUAUAUUAUGCACAAGUAUAAAAAUUUAUACUUUACUGGGACUGCUUUUUGUUUCUGUAAUAGGUUACAUUAUUGCAGAAAUAUGUUAAUUUUGUACAGGUUAAUACCAAAUAAAAUAUGAAAUUAAAAUAAAAGAA
Messenger RNA from Stegodyphus dumicola, 2212 nucleotides. RefSeq names its product UNC93-like protein. The record is from RefSeq and is a predicted model, not a curated record. Gene Ontology annotation, molecular function: potassium channel regulator activity. Lineage: Eukaryota; Metazoa; Arthropoda; Arachnida; Araneae; Eresidae. Gene Ontology annotation, cellular component: plasma membrane; striated muscle dense body. Gene Ontology annotation, biological process: regulation of muscle contraction; regulation of potassium ion transport.